CAGUCAUCUUACUUUUUUUUUGGUGUUUAGAGAGGCACAAGGGCGGGGGUGAGAAUCAAUUAGGGUUGGCAAUCCCUGACCCGACCCGAUAACCCGAACGAACCCGACCCGAAGUUACUGAGAGAAACCCGAACUCGACCCGAUCCGAACCCAAAUAACCCGAAUUCGACCCGAUUUGACCAAAAUUUCAUAUUUCGUAAUAAUUUUAAGUUUUGCAAUUACACUUUUAUUUCUUGUUUUUACGGAAAACAAAAACAAAAACCUAAAACCAAAACCAUAACCAAAAGACCCAUUUGUAAAUUUUGCAGCACCCAAAUUAUUGAUACAUACUCGGGUUACCACACAAAAGAAAAACCGGUGGCUUGGUUGCACUCUUUCUCCAAACGAUUAAAACCGAAAAAGCUCAAUCAAACAACAAUGGCAGCUAAUUGCAUUCUCUCAAUUCAUAGCAAUUCAACCCCAACUUCACUCUUCCCCUUAACUCCUUCAAACUCCCUUCAAAUUCCAUCCUCUUCAUUUCUCAAGAUUAGGGAUAACACCAAAUUCAACAAUGGCGUUUUUACAACAACAAUCGGAAUGAGAAGAAGAAAGGGAGGAAUUGUCUGCGGAUUUCUGCCAGUAGAUCCAUGGGCACCCACCAUUGAUUCUCAAAGCAUUGCUUCUCAGCUUUUCGCUUUCUCUCUCUUCCCUUAUCUGGGUUUUCUCUACUUCAUCACCAAGUCUAAGUCUGCUCCUAAACUCACCGUUUUUGGGUUCUAUUUCUUGCUUGCUUUUGUCGGUGCUACCAUUCCUGCUGGAAUCUAUGCGAAGAUACACUAUGGAACAUCCCUCUCUAAUGUGGACUGGUUGCAUGGUGGGGCUGAGUCUCUGCUCACUUUGUCAAACCUAUUUGUUGUGCUGGGGUUGAGAAGGGCUCUAAAGAAACCUAUACAUUCUGAAGAGAAUCAAUCUAAAGAAGUUUCAAGAUUGAAAGAGGAGAACCCUUCCUCGUAGAUAUAAUAAUGCAAUUGCUGCUGCAACUAAUGAAUUUGAAGGUUAAUGUUACCUCAACUGCCAAAUGUUGCCACAUGGUGCAUCUUGUAGAUAUCGUGCUGGAAAGAUGGGAUUUCCUGAGCUCAUUUUGUUGUAAAUAUAUUUUUAUUACUAUACAUGUUGCUUAUGUUAAACUUAUCCAUCUUUUCUUCCAUUUGUUCUCCACACUCUUAUUCAGAUAAUACAUGAUUAUCUACUUAAUUUGCCUGUAUCUUCAAAUAGGGUUCAAUAGUCUCUAAAUUAAGUGGAACUUACAUAGGACUAUGGAUUUGUUUUAAUUCCCUGUUUCCAUUUCGCUGUGCUAUUCAAUUUCUAUAACUUGGGUAUGAUUAUUCUUCACAAGGAUCUUCUUUAACCGUUAUUUUUUUUUUUCCUUUUUUUCUCAAAUCGAUUUAUGUGAGUUUCUAGAGAUAAAGGCUCAAAUCCUUACCCUUUCAAAAGGAAACAACCCUUACAAAACUACCCAAACUGUUGCCCCUUUUUCUCAAUGUGAGAAUAUGGCCUAAUGGCCCUGCUUUUCUAGUACUAGAGCUCCUCUAUUCACAUUCAUUUUAGCUUAUUUUCCUAAAGAUCUGGAUCACUAGCUGAUUUCCAGCCCCAAUCCUCAAAAAAAUAUAAAAAUAAAAAAUUAGGCCUUCCCCUUGCUUUUCCAGCACUAAAGCCCUCAUUUUUAAAAAAAAUUCAAGGUCUUCCCCUCUCUAUUAUAGCUCUGUCAAGUUCUUCAGAUUGUGCUUGCGAUUAGUUUUAACCUUCAUCCCAGCUAAUUCCCAUCGCAGUUCAGAGCCUAGCUGUAAUCCUUUUUUUUUAAAAAAAAUAAAUAAAAUAAUGUGUUAACUAGAAUACUAGUACUAGCAAAGAGCCCAACUAUGCACUCUUCACAUGAAAUAAUUUGUUUUGGUUUGAAUUUCUUAAGGUCUGAUAUGGUUUGAUCUGAAUUUUCUGAUCUGAUCUGUUAUUUAUUUCUAUGGUUUGAUUGAACUUUUACUGCAUUUGUAUACUAAAAUAUACUCUGAGAAACACUUGUCAAGUGGGUCUAAUUAGAUUUGUCUUAAUGCGUAGUUUUCACUUCAUAGCUGUUUUGUUUGUCCACGAAC
Molecule: messenger RNA, 2126 nt
Organism: Chenopodium quinoa (quinoa)
Lineage: Eukaryota; Viridiplantae; Streptophyta; Magnoliopsida; Caryophyllales; Amaranthaceae
Exons: 4
Coding region: 418-993 (191 amino acids)
Source: RefSeq, a predicted model, not a curated record